Rhinopithecus roxellana (golden snub-nosed monkey) is the source of this 5294-nucleotide messenger RNA. RefSeq names its product proprotein convertase subtilisin/kexin type 1 (gene PCSK1). The transcript has 14 exons. The record is from RefSeq and is a predicted model, not a curated record. Bases 390 to 2639 code for a protein of 749 amino acids. Gene Ontology annotation, cellular component: Golgi membrane; trans-Golgi network. NCBI's taxonomy places the organism in Eukaryota, Metazoa, Chordata, Mammalia, Primates, Cercopithecidae. Gene Ontology annotation, molecular function: serine-type endopeptidase activity. Gene Ontology annotation, biological process: protein processing.
CUGAUCCCAGCAAACAGUUCCUUUCUUUUCCUAAUCCCUGGCUGCUUAUUUUAGCCGCUUCUCCGCCCCGCCGGCAAUACCAUUCAGAUCUUAGUCCAGGUAGAUCUGACGUCAAGAGAUGGCUUUCGUCGAUUUGACGUGUAAACACUCAUUUCCAUUCUGGCUGGGAAGGGCUGGGGCUCCACUCAGCCUGGAGACCGAAGCGCUUCACUGAGCGCUCGCCGCCGCCCAGCCUCUCCUCGCGCUCCUCCUAGCUCUUCGCAGAGCAACCAGGAGCCAGGAGUGGUCCAGAGCCCGAGGGUGGGAAGGGGGAGUCUCUCUGGCUUUUCUCCUAUCUUGCUUCUUUUUCCUCUUCCCUUCCCACUCGUGUUCAAGCGAGUGUGUGAGCCAUGGAGCGAAGAGCCUGGACUCUGCAGUGCACUGCUUUCGCCCUCUUUUGCGCUUGGUGUGCACUGAACAGUGCAAAAGCGAAAAGGCAAUUUGUUAAUGAAUGGGCAGCGGAGAUCCCCGGGGGCCCGGAAGCAGCCUCGGCCAUCGCCGAGGAGCUGGGUUAUGACCUUUUGGGUCAGAUUGGUUCACUUGAAAAUCACUACUUAUUCAAACAUAAAAGCCACCCCAGAAGGUCUCGAAGGAGUGCCUUUCAUAUCACUAAGAGAUUAUCUGAUGAUGAUCGUGUGAUAUGGGCUGAACAACAGUAUGAAAAAGAAAGAGCUAAACGUUCAGCUGUAAAGGACUCAGCACAAAAUCUCUUCAAUGAUCCCAUGUGGAAUCAGCAAUGGUACUUGCAAGAUACCAGGAUGACGGCAGCCCUGCCCAAGCUGGACCUUCAUGUGAUACCUGUUUGGCAAAAAGGCAUUACAGGCAAAGGAGUUGUUAUCACCGUACUGGAUGAUGGUUUGGAGUGGAAUCACACGGACAUUUAUGCCAACUAUGAUUCAGAGGCUAGCUAUGAUUUUAAUGAUAAUGACCAUGAUCCAUUUCCCCGAUAUGAUCCCACAAAUGAGAACAAACAUGGGACCAGAUGUGCAGGAGAAAUUGCCAUGCAAGCAAAUAAUCACAAAUGCGGGGUUGGAGUUGCAUACAAUUCCAAAGUUGGAGGCAUAAGAAUGCUGGAUGGCAUUGUGACGGAUGCUAUUGAGGCCAGUUCAAUUGGAUUCAAUCCUGGACACGUGGAUAUUUAUAGUGCAAGCUGGGGCCCUAAUGAUGAUGGGAAAACUGUGGAGGGGCCUGGCCGGCUAGCCCAGAAGGCUUUUGAAUAUGGUGUCAAACAGGGGAGACAGGGGAAGGGGUCCAUCUUCGUCUGGGCUUCGGGAAACGGGGGGCGUCAGGGAGAUAAUUGUGACUGUGAUGGCUACACAGACAGCAUCUACACCAUCUCCAUCAGCAGUGCCUCCCAGCAAGGCCUAUCCCCCUGGUACGCUGAGAAGUGCUCCUCCACACUGGCCACCUCUUACAGCAGCGGGGAUUACACCGACCAGAGAAUCACGAGUGCUGACCUGCACAAUGACUGCACGGAGACGCACACGGGCACCUCUGCCUCUGCACCUCUGGCUGCUGGCAUCUUCGCUUUGGCCCUGGAAGCAAACCCAAAUCUCACCUGGCGAGAUAUGCAGCACCUGGUUGUCUGGACCUCUGAGUAUGAUCCGCUGGCCAAUAACCCUGGAUGGAAAAAGAAUGGAGCAGGCUUGAUGGUGAAUAGUCGGUUUGGAUUUGGCUUGCUAAAUGCCAAAGCUCUGGUGGAUUUAGCUGAUCCCAGGACUUGGAGGAGUGUGCCUGAGAAGAAAGAGUGUGUUGUAAAGGACAACGACUUUGAGCCCAGAGCCCUGAAAGCUAAUGGAGAAGUUAUCAUUGAAAUUCCAACAAAAGCUUGUGAAGGACAAGAAAAUGCCAUCAAGUCCCUGGAGCAUGUGCAAUUUGAAGCAACAAUUGAAUAUUCCCGAAGAGGAGACCUUCAUGUCACACUUACUUCUGCUGCUGGAACUAGCACUGUGCUGUUGGCUGAAAGAGAACGGGAUACAUCUCCUAAUGGCUUUAAGAAUUGGGACUUCAUGUCUGUUCAUACAUGGGGAGAGAACCCUAUAGGUACUUGGACUUUGAGAAUUACAGAUAUGUCUGGAAGAAUUCAAAAUGAAGGAAGAAUUGUGAACUGGAAGCUGAUUUUGCAUGGGACCUCUUCUCAGCCAGAGCAUAUGAAGCAGCCUCGUGUGUACACGUCCUACAACACCGUUCAGAAUGACAGAAGAGGGGUGGAGAAGAUGGUGGAUCCGGGGGAGGAGCAGCCCACACAAGAGAACACCCUGGUGUCCAAAAGCCCUAGCAGCAGCAGCGUCGGGGGCCGGAGGGAUGAGCUGGAGGAGGGAGCCCCUUCCGAGGCCAUGUUGCGACUCCUACAAAGUGCUUUCAGUAAAAACUCGCCGCCAAAGCAAUCACCAAAGAAGUCCCCAAGUGCAAAGCUCAACAUCCCUUAUGAAAACUUCUAUGAAGCCCUGGAAAAGCUGAACAAACCUUCCCAGCUUAAAGACUCUGAAGACAGUCUCUAUAAUGACUAUGUUGAUGUUUUUUAUAACACUAAACCUUACAAGCACAGAGAUGACCGGCUGCUUCAAGCUCUGGUGGACAUUCUGAAUGAGGAAAAUUAAAACAAGUGUGUGGUCCCAAUUUGGAAAUAUUCAUGCUUCUUCCUUACCCUGAAAUUUUGCCUGUGUCUGAAGUGGUUGUUUUGUCAUGAAUUCUUAUGCUUAUAAUAUCCUUUGUGGUACCUUUUCUUUUUCUCCCUAAAAUGUACAUGUGAAGGGGAUGAGCUCAAGCAGGAAGUUCAACUUCCAGAAUUGAUCACAGGUAUUUCAAAACACAUCUUUCCUGUCUGCACAAGUGAAGUGUUUUGUUCUUUCUGGAGUCACAGUUGACAAAAAGCUCUUACACUACAUUAGAACACUGCAUUAGAGCCCAUUUCAAUUUUCAAAAGAAAAGACAAAACCUGGGAUGUCAAUUAAUUUGAAAAUAAUCUGCAAAGAAGGAGAAGGAGACAGGAACUGUUUCUGUUGCUUGUUCCCUGUCUUGUCCAUGUGGUUCUUCAAAUUUUGAUGCCAAGACAGUAUUUGGUAAGUCUAAUGAAGGAGUUCACUGUAAGACUCAUUCCCUAGAUCUUUCUAUUCCAAACUGUCACUCAUUCCUGUAGUCAAAAUCUGGUCAUGUUGGGCAAAAGCUGGAUUAUUUAGAUCUAGAAACAGACCUUGAAAUCUGAAUGCUCUGGUUUGAGCAAUUUUCGAACAUUCUUCUUUGCCUGGUGCACCGUGUCUGUGGUGCCAGAGGCGUCUGUGGACCCAGAGGUGGCUAUGACUCGUGCUGCAUUCCUGGUCUUUCCUCUAUUUCUCCUUCUGAAAGUUUUCUAUACCUGUCUCCUUUCUCAGCCACAAAAUAAAUGUUGGGAGAAAUGAUUUAUACCACUUUCCCAGAAAAAAUCUUACACUUGGGACUUGGCAAAUUUCUAGUCACAAUUUUUCAACAGUAACAGGAAACCACUCAUCACAUGGAGACCUAAUGUAAUAACAGAAAAAUACUCAUAAUAGGGAGAAACCAUGAGAAGUUUUGUUUUUGUUUUUGUUUUUUUGCAACUGUGUUCAUUAGAACAGGGUGUCCUGGGUCAUUGAAACUGAAUGUUUAUUCCUUGAUACUAAAAGAUCUUCUCCAAUCCUAACACUGAUAGUGUUCAAAUUCUCAUCAAAUUGCUCCUAAGCUUCAAAUCAGAAGACAGAAACUGGCAGGCUAUGGACCUUAAAUGUCCCUCAGGUAGAUUUUGUUUGGUAUGCAGAAUGUUUUUAAAAUGUGAGUGGUUAUUGAAAAUAUGAUGUUUCACAUAAAACCUGAUUCUCGGACCCAUCUUUGCUCAUGGCAACAGUUAGCUGGAGCUGAGUAGCAGCUGCCUGAUUAGAUGAGCUCUGGGUCUCCAUGGCAUCCUGCUCCAUGCUACCUAGAACAGGCACUUGAUUCCUUGCUGGACAGUAUCCAAUAGGCAUUUGAUUUUGCCCACUACUACACUAAGCGAAUGUGUACAAAGUGUAAAUGCAUUAGGAAAAAACAAACUACCCGCAUCUUCUGUUAGGCAGGAUCUGUACAAUAAUAAUUAUGAGUUUGCUUGUGUAAUCUCACCUCACCUGGAUGCUCACUAAUACUAAUUCAUUUAUUACUAACCUUCUAGCUUCCUUCUUUCAAUAUGCUCACAAAGUCUCCAGUCACCUACAAUGCUGGCUUUCUCCCACUGAGUUUGCUGUUUGCAAUUCUUCCGUGGAAGUUUGAACUUCAUAAGGCCAUUCAUGGCUUUGAACUGCUUCAUGAAAAGAACACUAGAGUCUGUCACUUGCUUUGGUUUGAAGUAUGGUUGGUAACACAAACUUUCACCUGCUCUUCUACCACUUGAAUUUGUGUAGAACGAGGGUGUUUCCAGAGCAAUGCCCAUAAUGCUUAGAGAAUGUUCUCCUAAAAGACUUGCAGAAUCACUCUGUCCUUGGAAGUUUCAUAUAUUGUUUGAUAUAAAGUGUUAGAUAUGAUUUCCAAUAUUGGAGCAUAUCAAAAAGUAUUAAAACCAAAAAGGACCAGAGGAUUCUUAGAUUGGCCCGGAGAGACCAAUAAAUGAAAGAGUUAAUAUUAAAACUCAUCAUUUUUCCAUUCCCAAUCUAGUGCUAGAUGUAUAAAUCUUUCUUUUUGAUUCUUCCUAACAAAAUAUUUUCUGGGUUAAAACCCCAACCAACUCAUUGGGUUGUAGCCAAAGGUUCACUCUGAAGAAGCUUUAAUAUUUAAAUAAAAUCAUAUUGACUGUUUCCAACCUGGAGUUUAAUAUUCAGAUAUAAAACAGUUUUGUCAGUCUUUCUUAGUGCGUGUGUGGAUUUUUGUGAAAAUGUAAAAGAGGAAACUUAUAUACUAUUUCCCUUGAAAUUUUAAACUAUAUUUUCUUUACAGGUAUUUAUAAUAUGCCAAUGCUUUUAUCAAACAGAAUUUUAAAGAGCAUAAUAAAUUAUAUUAAAGAACCGAAAGUUUUCCUGAGAAUAAGAAAGUUUCAUCCAAUAAAAUAUUUUUGAAAGGCAUGUUCCUCUAUCAAUGAAAACAAGUACAUGUAUAUGUUAUGAUAUUAAAAGUGACAUUUGUCUAAUAGCCUAAUACAACUUGUAGCUGAGUUUAACAUGUGUGGUCUUGGUAUUCUUAAGGGAACUUCCACAUUAUACAUUUGAUGUAUUGACCAGAAUAUGUAAAAUAUGCUUAUAAAUCAGAAAAAUAAAUUGUUUCUCACUAAGUCAAAA